GCACUGUAUAAAUAUCCCUGAAAAAUAAGAGGGUAAGGGUUUAGGAAAAUUUCCGGCGACCUGGAACACACAAUGGAGGCCACCGAUGAACGUAAUCACUACACAGCCAAGAGAAAGCGAGACAGCAAUGAGGACGUCGAUGAUUCCCCCGCCGUCGCAAACGGUGGCGUCGACUUUUCCCUUUUAGAAGAAAUCGAGAAGUCACAAAACUCCGUUGAAGUUCUCGACGUUAAAACCCUAAAGAAACUCGUCCUCUCCUUCGAACGCCGCCUUCGCGACAACAUUGCCGCCCGCCUCAAGUACCCUGACCAACCAGAGAAGUUCGCUGAUUCCGAAAUCGAGCUUCACGAAGAGAUCGAGAAGCUCAAAAUCCUUGCUGGAGCUCCGGAACUCUAUCCUGACCUAGUUAACCUCAACACGAUUCCAGCCAUUCUUGAUCUUCUAACUCACGAUAAUACUGAUAUCGCUAUUGACGUUGUUGGUCUUCUCCAAGACCUUACUGAUGAAGACGUAUUGGACGAAAACGAUGAACCUGCUCGGAUUCUUGUUGAUUGUUUAAUCGAGAACAACGUGCUUGAAUCGUUGUUACAGAAUCUGUUACGAUUAUCCGAGACGGAUCCGGAUGAGGUGGCAGCGGUUUACAGUACGCUUUCGACGAUUGAGAAUUUGAUUGAAGUGAAGCCUGCGGUGGCUGAGAUGGUAUGUGAACGAACUAAGCUGUUGCGGUGGAUUAUUGGCAAGAUAAAGGUUCGAGAGUUUGAUAGCAAUAAGCAAUAUGCUUCCGAGAUACUGGCGAUUUUGCUUCAAAGCAGUGUGGCAAAUCAGAAGAGGUUAGGUCAAAUGAAUGGUGUGGAUGUGGUGUUGCAGGCUGUGGCAAUUUAUAAGUCGAGGGAUCCAAAGAGUUUAGAUGAAGAGGAGAUGGUUGAGAAUCUCUUUGAUUGCUUGUGUUGUUUGUUGAUGCCAUUGGAGAACAAGGAGAGGUUUUUGAAAGCUGAAGGGGUUGAAUUGAUGAUUAUUAUCAUGAACCAGAAGAAAUUGUGUUAUGGAUCAGCCAUCAGAGCUCUUGAUUUUGCAAUGACGAAUUAUCCACCUGCUUGUGAACGGUUUGUUGAUGUUAUGGGGCUUAAAACCGCUUUCCCUGCUUUCAUGGGUAAGAUUCCAACAACCAAAAACAAGAAGAGAUCUAAAGAAGAGUUGGAGGAACGCCUUAUAUCAUUGGUUGCUUCACUUUUUGGUGGAGUUUUGAGGGGUUCAAGAAGGGAAAGAUUACUCAGUAAAUUUGUGGAAAAUGAGUAUGAAAAGAUAGACAGGCUAAUGGAGCUUUAUAUGAGAUAUUCAAACAGAGUGAAAGAAGAAUCCGAAAGACUGAAUGAUCUUGAACUUGAUGAUCUUGAGAUGGAUGAAGAUGAAAAAUACAAUCGAAAGCUAGAAUCUGGACUCUAUUCUCUUCAGUUAAUUGCAGUUAUUUUGGGUCAUCUUUGGACAUCCGAGCAUCCUCGGAUAAAGGCAAGAAUUGAAUUACUACUUAAGCAACAAAAGUUGACUAAAACAGACGUCAAGAAUGUACUACAGGAAUAUCAUGACAACAUCGGUGAUCUUGAUGGCCCAGAUGAGAAAGAGAAAGCACAAGCCAAAAUCCAGAGAUUCAUCGCAUCUUUGUGAACUAUAUAAGUUGUAAUAUGUUAUGAGUUAACCCAACCUUUACUUAAAUUCAUGUAUUUUGAUUCCUUGUAUUCUAACUUGUUUUUCAUGUGUUUAUUACAAUCCAUAUUCCAAA
Messenger RNA from Lactuca virosa, 1777 nucleotides. The record is from the annotation of a GenBank genome assembly. NCBI's taxonomy places the organism in Eukaryota, Viridiplantae, Streptophyta, Magnoliopsida, Asterales, Asteraceae.